GUAGUCUCGACGGGUUUCGAAGAAACAAAAUUGGAUUUCUGUAUAUGUUUUGUUUUGUCACCGGUUACCUGUAAAGAUCCUUGUCGUUUUUUCAAAAUGCCAACAGAUGUAGAAACACUAAUGGAAAUGGGAUUUCCCAAAAAUAGAGCGGAAAAGGCUCUCUCGAAGACAGGAUAUAAAAGUGUACAGUUAGCUAUGGACUGGUUAUUUGCCCAUUCUGAAGAUCCUGAUAUUGAUGAUCCUGUAGAACCAUCUAAAGGUUACACUCUUGGUGAAGCAGCAGGAGGAGAUACACCCCCUGAAAAUAAAGAAACUCAAGAACAAGCUAAAUCUUUAAAAUGUGAUGAAUGUGGUAAACUAAUGAAAAGUGAACUGGAUGUACAAGCCCACGCAGCAAGAACUCAACAUUCCAGUUUCUCAGAGUCUACUGAAGAAAUCAAACCUCUUACUGAAGAAGAGAAAAAGCAACAAUUAGAAAGAUUACAAGAGAGAUUGAAACAGAAAAGACUGGAAAAACAAGAAGAAGAAAGGAAGGAACAACUAGCCAAAGAAAAGGCAAGGAGAACUACAGGCAAAGAUAUGACAGUUAUCAAACAAAAGAUAGAGGAAGAUGAAAUAAAGAAAUUAGCGGAACAGAGAAGAAGAGAAAAAAUGGAAGAAAAGUUGGCCAGACAAAAAGUGAAAGACGAAAUAGAAAAAGAUAAAAGGGAGAGAGCUGCCCAGGCAGCUAAAGCUAAUUCUACAUCAAAAUCUGCAGCCGUAUCUUCACCUCCUGCAGCAGCAGUGUCAACACCAGUACCAGCUAAAACUUAUGAUGACUGUCGCUUACAGAUAAGAUUAACAAAUGGUCAAGCAUUAACUCAAUCAUUUCAAGCUAAAGAAUCCUUAGCAGCUGUCAGACUAUACAUAGAAAUGAAUAGAACUGAUGGUAGUGGAUCCUUCUCUUUAAUGACUUCCUUCCCUAGAAAAGUUUUUACAGCAGAAGAUAUGGAUAAGCCUUUAGAUUUAUUAGGCCUGGUACCAUCUGCUGUAUUAAUUGUAACUAAAGCUCAAUAA
Lottia gigantea (owl limpet) is the source of this 1056-nucleotide messenger RNA. RefSeq lists its product as hypothetical. Gene Ontology annotation, molecular function: protein binding. The record is from RefSeq and is a predicted model, not a curated record. The transcript is spliced from 11 exons. Bases 97 to 1056 code for a protein of 319 amino acids. Lineage: Eukaryota; Metazoa; Mollusca; Gastropoda; Lottiidae.